AUUGUGCUUAAAAGUAGCUGUCACUUUGACAGUAGUCAGUACCAUAACCUAAUUUUUUUCGAGUCAAAUAACAAUAAGAUCCCUUUACAUUCAUUGCUGAUAUACUAAAUAAGUUUAAAAUGGAUUACGAAUUACCGACAAAUUUUGAUUUAAUCGUUGUAGGAACAGGUGUUGUAGAAUCGAUGGUGUCAGCAGCCGCAAGUCGAAUAGGAAAAACAGUACUUCAAAUCGACAGUAAAGAUUAUUAUGGGGGCGAUUGGGCCUCUUUUAAUUUAGAAACAAUCCAAAAACUUAUUUCAAUGGAAUCAAACGAAGCUCAAAUCGAUGUAAAUGGUGUUUCCAUUGAAGAUGAUGAAGUUGUGGUUGGUGUUGGGAAUGAUAUAUUUAACUUAAAAGACGUUGAACAGACUUGGAAUAUUAUUGAGAAAUUUCCUGAAAAAAACGUUGAAGAAGAUUUAAAUGUAGUUGAAGAGGUAAAAGAAGUUGGAGAUAAUAAAAAUGACGAUGUGAUAAAUGAAGGGUGGAGCCAAGAAAAGUUAUUAAAAGAAAAUAGGAAAUUUAACAUCGAUAUAUCCCCAAAAGUUCAAUUCGCCCGUGGGGAUUUUGUCGAAUUAUUAAUUUCCUCAAACAUCGCGCGUUACUCAGAAUAUCGUAGUGUAAGCAGGGUUUUAACAUAUUUAAAUAACCAAUUAGAAAUCGUUCCAUGUUCUCGAUCAGACGUUUUUUCAAACACCAAAGUUUCAGUGAUUGAGAAGCGAAUGUUAAUGAAAUUAUUAACAGCUUGUUUAGAUGGGGAUGAAAACGAAUUUAGGGGAUACGAAAAUAAGACUUUUUUCACUUAUUUAAAAGAUAAAAAAUUAACAGAAAAUGUUAUCCAUUAUGUGCUUUAUGCAAUCGCUAUGUGUACAAUUGAAACAUUAUGUCCUGUCGCUGUUCAAAGCGUUAAAAGAUUCGUGACAAGUUUGGGGAGGUUUGGAAAAACACCUUUUUUGUAUUCAAUGUAUGGAAGUGGAGAGUUGAGUCAAGCUUUUUGUAGAUUAAGUGCCGUUUUUGGUGGGGUUUAUGCUUUAAAUCAAAAAUUAAACGGGUUUAUUUUUGAUAAAGGGAAUGAUUUUAAGGGUAUUAUUUGUGGUAAACAACGAAUUAAUGGGAGUAAUUUGGUUAUGGGGGUUGAUAAAGCGCCCAAAAGUUUCGUUGGGGAUGUUUCUGAGAAAAGGAUUUCAAGAGGAAUUUUUGUUAUUGACCGAUCGAUUAUGAGUAGUGAGAAGGAACAUUUAACUUUAUUAUUAUUUCCAAAUCAAGAUGGCAAAAGAAAUUGUAACGUUAUCGAAAUGGGAUCAUUAACAGGAACUUGUCCCAAGGAUAUUUUACUUCUUCAUAUGUUUAUCGAACAAAAUGCUUCCCCGAAAGAAGACUUAAAUUUUGUAGUGGAAAAACUAUUUAAGCCAAAAGAUGAUGACUCAAACGAGUGCCCUCCAAAUAUUUUAUGGUCCUUUUAUUAUUCAACUUCGAAUACGAAUGACUCAGAUUUAACCAAAAAUUUAGGAAAGAACGUGUUUUUAUGCCCGGGGCCUGAUAUGGACUUGGACAUUGAUGGUUCCAUUAAAAAAGCCAAAAAAAUUUUUAACGCUUUGUACACAGACUGCGAAUUUUUACCCAGGGCCCCCGAUCCAGAAGAAUUAAUCAUUGGUGAAGAAGAAGAAGAUGAAAAACAGGAUAAAGAAGGAAAUGAGAAAGAUGAAAUUAAUAAUGACAAUGUUAAAAAUGUAGAUGAGGUGAAUAAUGAAACAACUUAAAUCGAAAUGUUACAAGUCUAUUUAUAUUUAUUAGUAGUUAAGUAAAACGUCAUUAAUUUAUCGCUUAUAAACAUAGUAAAUAAACUAACUAUACAAUAAUUAAAUGUAAUUCACUUAUUUUUAAAUAUAUUUUAAUCCGGAUUAAAACUGA
Onthophagus taurus is the source of this 1947-nucleotide messenger RNA. NCBI's taxonomy places the organism in Eukaryota, Metazoa, Arthropoda, Insecta, Coleoptera, Scarabaeidae. The record is from RefSeq and is a predicted model, not a curated record.